GUUUUUUCCCUUGAAAACAAACAUCAAAGAAAGAAACAAAAUUUAUUGUAGCAUACGAAUUACUAAUUAUGCUUUUUAUUAAAAAGGUCCAAGCAAGAUAGCUCUUGAAGCAAUACGGCGUUACCCAAACCUUGCACGUGUGAUUAUAAUUGUUGUCAUUUUUGAAAAAUGCAAUUGUUCGUUGCAGCAACUAUCGCUAUUUCAGCCUGCCUCCCCGGUGCACUCUCUCUGGACGUUAGCGGAAGCACCAAAUUCCAAUCAUCCAGCAAACGCGGACUCAUAUAUAUUUCCUCCUCGGAGCAUCCUUCAGAUUCUCAGAUAUGGGUUGAAGCGGGUUCGGAUUUAACAUGGUAUUACAACUACGGCUCAACACCAACGGAUGCCUAUUCCAACCGCAGCCAGGCUAACUUCAAAUUUAUACCUAUGCUCUGGGGAUCAUCAAACAGUUCAAGCUUUGCAUCUGGAGUUAAGUCGUUAAUUCAGGAUCAAGGGAGAAAUAUUACCCAUGUUCUUACGUUCAACGAGCCCGACGGCUCGACACCAACGGGCGGGAGUGAUAUCGAUCCGGCUACAGCCGCGAGUAUCUGGAUUGAUGAUGUUGAGCCUCUCAGUGAGCUGGGUGUGAAGCUUGGUGCGCCUGCUGUUACAGGCAGCAAUAGUGGGAUGACAUGGUGGAGCGAAUUCUUUGGUAACUGUUCCUUGCUGAAGACCAAUUGUACCCCGGACUUCAUCCCAAUCCAUUGGUAUGGUGAUUUCGCGGGACUCGCAAGUCAUAUCGGACAGGUCGUUGAAGCUUACCCGAACACCUCAAUAUGGGUAACAGAAUAUGCAUUGCAAGAUGCAAGUCUUUCGGACUCGCAGUCCUUUUUCCAAACAUCAGCUGAGUAUUUCGACCGUAUUGACUAUAUUGAACGAUACUCUUACUUCGGCUCUUUUCGUUCGUCUGUCUCUAAUAUAGGUCCCAAUGCGGCAAUGUUGACGCAGGACGGUAAACUUACCGAUAUUGGAAGCUGGUACUUGGGCGGUGCAGCGACAGGAAACGUGCCUAGUUCCAGUAACUCUAGUGACAGCAGUAGUUCUAGUGAUAGUAGUUCAAUACUCUGGGGAGGCCGUCGCCACAGCGUCAAGGCGGUAACGGCUGCGACUGCAUUAGCAGUAUUUGUUUUUGCUUUUUGAUUAUACAGAGUAAUUUUAGCCUUGAGCCAUUAAAAUAAAAAUCUUCUACCAAAAGCGGAUGCGUUUGCAUGAAUAGUCAAAUGGGACUAAUUCGACUGCAGAAGUAUUCCUGGCUAGAGUGCAG
This is a messenger RNA of Talaromyces proteolyticus, 1300 nucleotides long. RefSeq names its product glycosyl hydrolase catalytic core-domain-containing protein. The record is from RefSeq and is a predicted model, not a curated record. Lineage: Eukaryota; Fungi; Ascomycota; Eurotiomycetes; Eurotiales; Trichocomaceae. Gene Ontology annotation, biological process: fungal-type cell wall polysaccharide metabolic process. The transcript is spliced from 2 exons. Gene Ontology annotation, cellular component: fungal-type cell wall. Bases 169 to 1176 code for a protein of 335 amino acids.